Trypanosoma brucei brucei TREU927 is the source of this 612-nucleotide messenger RNA. RefSeq lists its product as hypothetical. The record is from RefSeq and is a predicted model, not a curated record. Gene Ontology annotation, biological process: regulation of mitochondrial ATP synthesis coupled proton transport; peptidyl-lysine trimethylation; positive regulation of proton-transporting ATP synthase activity, rotational mechanism. Lineage: Eukaryota; Euglenozoa; Kinetoplastea; Trypanosomatida; Trypanosomatidae. Gene Ontology annotation, cellular component: mitochondrion. Bases 1 to 612 code for a protein of 203 amino acids. Gene Ontology annotation, molecular function: protein-lysine N-methyltransferase activity. The transcript has a single exon.
AUGCACGAGUUGGAGUUGCCAUUCCAGUGGGAUGACGGCACGUGUAUAUCUCCUUUCGUAGCCACCAGUAAUAACACACUUGUAGCGCUCUCCAAGUGGCUCCAUGACGUCGUACUGCAGCACGGGGAGAAUAAUUCGCUGCGGCUCACGGAUUUGGGUUGUGGCGAUGGCGCUGCUUUACUGCAACUCUGUUGUGAACUUUUUUUACUUCAAACUAAGUCCUGUCCUCUGCAUCUUAUCGCUGUUGGAGUAGAUAUUGACGAAUCGCUCAUAACCGAUGCAAGGCGGGCUGCAGCGGAUGCCGUAGCAAAAGUUCCAUCCCCCCAUCAACUGCAACAUGACUUCGCGGUGGCUGACUUGCGAGGAGUCGCUGUGGACGAAUAUUUUCCCCUUAGUGAAACGGAUUCCCAUGUGCUCUUUUUAUAUUUACUUCCAGAGGCGCUUAAUAUUAUCCGUGAUAAAUUGUUGGAGGUCAUUCAGCGCGUCCGGUUUGUUGUAUCGAACCGUUGGGAUAUACCUUUUUUUUCCAAUUGGAAAAUUGGGCAGCUGCAUACGUUAAACGUGUACUCCUACCGAGGAGAAAAUAUUAACUUGUCAAAGUGCAGUAGGUGA